CCACUGCUUUCUCAGUAGUUCUCACCUCCAUCACCAUCUCUAACCUACCCACAUCACUUCCCAUGGCGUCCUCCCUCAUACUCUCUUCUCUUCUUCUCUUCCUCGUCUCCGUCUCCCAAGCCCAACAAUCCUUCCGUCCGAAAGCCCUUGUUCUUCCGGUCACCAAAGAUGCUUCCACUCUCCAAUACCUCACCCAACUCAAUCAGAGGACACCACUUGUUGCCAUAAAUCUUGUUGUUGAUGUUGGAGGCCAGUUCCUAUGGGUUGAUUGCGACCAAGGUUACGUCUCUUCUUCCUACCUCCCUGCCCGUUGUGGCUCCGCCCAGUGCUCGCUCGCCAAGUCCACUUCUUGUGGGGAUUGCAACUCUGCUCCUAGGCCUGGUUGCAACAACAACACAUGUGGUUUAUUGCCCGACAACACAGUGACUAACACUGCCACCAGUGGAGAGCUAACCCAAGAUGUUGUCUCCAUCCAGUCCACCGACGGGAAAAACCCCGGCCGGGUGGUGACUGUCCCGCGCUUCCUCUUCACAUGUGCGCCUACCUUCCUCUUAGAGGGCCUUGCUAGCGGCGUCGUCGGAAUGGCCGGACUGGGUCGGACACGAAUUGCAUUGCCCUCCCAGUUUGCUGCAGCGUUUAGCUUCCACAGGAAGUUCGCCAUCUGUUUGACGUCGUCCACGACAUCCAAAGGUGUCAUAUUCUUUGGUGGUGGCCCCUAUGUCAUGCUGCCUAACAUCGACAUCUCAAGCUCGCUCAUCUACACCCCGCUCAUCCUCAACCCUGUUAGUACAGCAUCUGCUUUCUCCCAAGGCGAGGCCUCGACCGAGUACUUUAUUGGCGUGAAAUCUAUCAAGAUCAACGAGAAAGCUGUAUCCUUGAACUCGACCUUGCUGUCCAUCGACAACAGUGGCGUGGGCGGGACAAAAAUCAGCACCGUGAACCCCUACACGGUGAUGGAGAGCUCGAUUUACAAAGCCGUCACCGAGGCUUUCAUACAGGAGGCCUCUUCCAUGGGCAUCACCAGGGUGGCAGCGGUUGCACCAUUUGGGGUGUGCUUUAGCUCAAAGAACAUCUCAAGCACAAGAGUGGGGCCGGCCGUGCCAACAAUCGAUCUGGUGCUGCAGAACCAGAGCACAUUCUGGAGGAUCUUCGGGGCCAAUUCGAUGGUGCAGGUCAGUAACGAUGUCUUGUGUUUGGGGAUCGUGAAUGGUGGGUCGAACCCAAGGACCUCAAUCGUGAUAGGUGGGCAUCAGCUGGAAGACAACCUUCUUCAGUUCGAUCUGGCUACGUCGAGGCUGGGAUUUAGCUCUUCGCUGCUCUUCAGGCAGACCACAUGCUCCAACUUCAACUUCACAUCCAAUGCGUAGGAGGAGUUGUUCAAUAUUUUUAUUAUUUCUGGAUCUAGUGCCUAGUGGGGUGUCUCUUGUCAGUAAUCGGUAUGUGAUAUAAUGUGUUAUGGUUUCUUAUGAAUAAAUGCCUUAGGUGAUCGUUUGGCAUGAGGUGGGCCUCCUGAGUCCUGGCCCUCAUUUCAAGUUUUCCUUGUUAUAAAAUGAAUACUUUUAAUCUUGUAAUUUAAUAAGGCUAAUUAAUAUAAAUCAAUGACAGCCUGGUUUUCUCUUGUUA
This is a messenger RNA of Nelumbo nucifera (sacred lotus), 1623 nucleotides long. RefSeq names its product putative aspartic proteinase GIP2. Gene Ontology annotation, biological process: proteolysis. NCBI's taxonomy places the organism in Eukaryota, Viridiplantae, Streptophyta, Magnoliopsida, Proteales, Nelumbonaceae. The record is from RefSeq and is a predicted model, not a curated record. Gene Ontology annotation, molecular function: aspartic-type endopeptidase activity.